Messenger RNA from Sporisorium graminicola, 1470 nucleotides. RefSeq lists its product as uncharacterized. Gene Ontology annotation, biological process: pyrimidine nucleotide-sugar transmembrane transport. Gene Ontology annotation, molecular function: pyrimidine nucleotide-sugar transmembrane transporter activity. The record is from RefSeq and is a predicted model, not a curated record. Bases 1 to 1470 code for a protein of 489 amino acids. Gene Ontology annotation, cellular component: Golgi membrane; intracellular membrane-bounded organelle. Lineage: Eukaryota; Fungi; Basidiomycota; Ustilaginomycetes; Ustilaginales; Ustilaginaceae. The transcript has a single exon.
AUGUUGCCGACACGGUCGCUCGUGCCCAUGUUCGUUGUCGGCAUGUUGCUGACCGGCAUCGGCAACUCGCUGCUCAACAAGUAUCAGGAUAUGCAGUGUGUCGCCAACUGCGAUUCGCCAGAUCCAAAGCAGCACCAGGAAUUCUCUCAGCCCGUGUGGCAGACGCUUCAGAUGUUCCUCGGCGAAUGCCUCUGUCUGUUGCCCGUCCUCUUCCGCAUGCUCUAUAACCGCUUCGCGGCCAACAGCGGCGAUGCAGCGCUCAAGAAACCCUUGCUUCAAGCACCGCCCGACUCGGGCAUCGUCUUUGACGGCGAUCCGGCUUCCCGCCAGCGCGGCACGUCGGCUAUCUCGUCGUACGAUGCCACACGCGGUCGCGUACACACCGGCGCCACUCACGCCCCCACCGCCCCCUUCUCCACUCCCGCACCUCCAUUCGAGAUCGCCUCGCGUGCUAUUCAGCCGGGCGAAUUGGGCGACUCUGACUUCACCGACAUCAACGACAGCAGCUACAUAAACGCCGUCGACGCCGACGAGGUUGGCGCAUUCAAGGGCGAGGCACUGACUGGCAAAGCCAUUGGGCUCUUCUUCAUGCCCGCUCUUUGCGAUAUCUGCGGCACAACGCUCAUGAACGUCGGUCUUCUUUUCACCCCUGUCAGCAUCUACCAGAUGACCCGAGGUGCCCUGGUGCUAUGGGUCGGGGUAUUCUCAGUCAUCUUCCUCAGGCGUCACUUGCACCUCUUCCAGUGGCUCAGCUUGGUCACCGUCAUGAUGGGUGUCUCGGUUGUUGGCUUGUCCGGCACCGUCUUCAAGGCGCCCGAAGCGUCUGGCUCUUUUGACGAGGAUGACGAAAUCGGCGAGUCUACACAAGCGCUGUUGGGUGUCUUGCUCAUUCUCUUUGCUCAGCUUUUCACUGCAUCUCAAUUUGUUUUGGAAGAGAAGAUCAUGUCGCGCUACUCGGUUGAGCCGUUGCUGGCCGUCGGAUACGAGGGCAUGUUUGGCGCUCUUACCACGAUGGUCGCUAUGCCGCUGCUGCACUACUUUGUCGGUCGCACACCCGAAGGCCGAGGAGGAUAUUUUGACAUGUCGGCCGGCUUUUACCAGAUCAUCUCGGUGCCCCCUGUCCUCAUUUCGAGCGUCGCCAUCUGCUUCACCAUCGCCUUCUUCAACUUCUUCGGGCUGUCCGUCACGCGCAAUGUCUCUGCCACCGCCAGGAGUACCAUCGAUACGUGCAGGACGCUGGGUAUCUGGGUGGUCAGCUUGGCACUGGGAUGGGAAACGUUCAAGUUGACCUCAGGCAGCUUGCAGGUGUUGGGCUUUUUGCUGCUCGUCUACGGCACCUUCUUGUUCAACGGCAUCGUCAAACCGCCUGGUUGGUGCGAUCCCUACCGCGGCAGGGGCGGGUAUAGACAGGUCAGGACCGAUGGCGACGAGACCGAGACCGAGACCGAGACCGAGGACGAACGUGCGUAG